GCUGUGGUCACGCUGCUGGUGGAGAGCCUGAGGAAGCAGACUCUGGAAGGCGACCCUGCUCAGCCGGGGGACUUCUACCUGUCCCUGCUGGACCCGAAAACCCUCGCAGAGUGCUGGCCCCCAGAUGGCUUGAUGCCUGAGAGCAGCUACUGGCAGCUCUGCCCUCCCUCCAAGUCCGGCCUGCAGGGGGGGUUACUGAGCUCUAGUUUCCCCCCCGGCCCUGUGCCCCUGGUGCCCCCAGAUGCUCACCUGCAGGAGGGCGGCGACCCCCUGGACGGGGCCGCCUCUCAACCGCAGCAGCACCGGCCCCUGGCGCCCAGCACCUCAGCGUCCGAGCUGUCCCUCCCCGGAGCGGCGGCGCCCCCUCCAGGGCCCGGACCCCCUCCCCCUCCUCCGCCGCCCCCCAAACGCCACUGCCGCUCGCUGUCGGUGCCCGAGGACCUGUCGCGCUGCCGCUACACCUGGCGACCCAGCGCCUCACGGGUCUGGACUCCUGUCAGUCGCCAGCAGUGCCAUGGGGGAGCCGGGGGAGGGGUUGCAGGUGGGGGGGUCGGGGCAGGAGGAGGGGGUAUAGGUGUGGGAGCGGCUGGGGGCGGAGCCUGCCCUCUCCGAGCUCCCAGCUCCUCCCUGAACUCGUCGCUGCACUCCUCGUCCAGCCCCACCUUCUUCAGCCUGGCGCUGUCGCCGGACUCCCCGCUGCCCUGGACCUUCCCCUGGGACCCCAGCGAGGCGGCGGCGGGGGGAGGAGCCUGCUGCUGCUUCUUCCCCUCGCCGUCCUCCUGCUCCUCCUCACCCUCCCCCCUCCACCCGCCUCCCCCUCCUCAGAGGCGAUUCUCCCUCUCCCCUGUGCUCAUCAGAGACUCGGCGGCCUCCACCUUCCUGCCCCCGCCUCCGGUGCCGAGCCAGUCGGCGGUGCCUCCGCCGGGCUGCGCCGCUGCGGCCGGAGCGACCGCAGGGGUCCCGGUGCCCGCCUCGCCGUCCUCGGCCUGCAGCACGCCGUCGUCUCUGCGCCGCAGCCUCCCGCCACAGCUGCCGCGCUGCCACUCGCAGCCCUGUGACCUGCUGCUGCUCAAACCGGGUCUGAAGCGACGCCGCGACCCUGACCGACCCUGCGCCCGACCCGUCCUCGACUUCACCAAGAUGACGCAGACUCGCAGCAUCGACCCACAGUGUCUGGAGCGCGGUGGCGGCAGGCUGGCCUGCGGCGGCGACAUUUGCAUGGGCAUGGAGCCCUUCAUGGGCGACUUCCGGGGUUCCUGCUCGCCGGCCGAGUGUCUGGGCAGGACCAGCAUCGGGCCGCUGAGCGAGAGCGACGAGGAGUGCCGCGAGGACGACGACGACGAUGACGAUGACGGGGAGGAGGAGCCAGAUGAGCGCGAGGCGGCGCAGCAGGCCGUGUUCGAGAGGGACUGUACAGAACUGGACUUGAACUUAAUAGAAGAAAACUGACGUAUUUGUAAAUGAAGGCUGUUCUCUGUUUUCUAAUUUAGUUUUAUUUUGAAACCCCCUUCGUCAUGGACCACCAUCGUCUCAACACUCGGCGCCUCCUUGCCACCAAUCAGCAAGGCUCUCAGGAACAACACCUUCUCUCAUUGGAUGAGCUGAUUGAUGACGACAGUGAUGAUGUGGCUGCCGGCGUUAAGGACUCUUUAAGUGCUGCGGCUUCACCUGGACUCACCUGGAGCGUCUCUGCUGUGUGUUGUACAGCGAGGAUCUCCACUACAGGUGUGUGAAGCCCAGACGGUCCAGGUUUUCUCCAACACGCAGCCGCCGAGUCUCUUUUAUGGUCUGACGAGGCGUCCGCCGUGAAGCGACCUGAAACGUCACCACGCCGACCGCACAGCAGGUUCAGCUGCAUCCAAAACACCAAAGAUUCCAAAUCUUUCAGGUUGACGGUUCCUGAUCGUUUUUAGAGAUCAGUUAUUAGAGGAAAAUGCAGAAAAAUCACAGAUUUUAAAAAAUAAAUAACUGGAGCAAACUGAAGAAUUAACAAACUUGAAGCUGCUUGAGGGGAAACUUAAAAGAUUUAAUUAGAACCCAAACAAUUUGCCCAAACUUUGCGCUUAUACAUAUUAAAAGUUCGCGCUGAAAAUAAAAAGGAUGAUGUCAUUGUUAAACGUUUCACAAAUUAGUUCAAACUUACCUUUAAGACGAUGCUCGACUCCACACCUCCGUCUGCUCAGCUGUGCUACGUACUCUGCUGCAUGUGCUGCAGACAGCACUGGACAAACUUUACGAUAACACCAUUUUUAGAUGACCUUUUUCUGAACUAUGUUCAGUAAAAAAUACACAUCAGCGCACACCGAACAAGCUUCGGUCAAAAUCAAAAGAAUUUAGUAAAUAUGUGGCUGUCUCAGAUUUUGUUCAGAGUUUACGGAUUUGUUAUGAAGCAACUCGUGGCUUUGCACAUGUAUUGACAACAUAAAGACCCCAAUGAACACCA
Messenger RNA from Stegastes partitus (bicolor damselfish), 2443 nucleotides. RefSeq names its product family with sequence similarity 53 member C (gene fam53c). Gene Ontology annotation, cellular component: nucleus. NCBI's taxonomy places the organism in Eukaryota, Metazoa, Chordata, Actinopteri, Pomacentridae. Gene Ontology annotation, biological process: protein import into nucleus. The coding region runs from base 133 to 1449 and encodes 438 amino acids. The transcript has 4 exons. The record is from RefSeq and is a predicted model, not a curated record.